GCUGGUCCCUUCGAGUUUCACAUUCGCCCCGUUUGCUCCAGGACGAGAGGCGCCAGAGGUUAUUCAGCAUGGCUCAGCCUCAUCCCAUUAGUGAUCCCAAAUAUGGUGGAUGUAACGCGUGCUGGCUCGACCAAAAAGCCUGUCAAACUCGCCAUUUCCGCAUUGGUUGAACAUCAAGUAUUCCCAGGCAAUCGUCCAUGUUGAUCAUGGCGUCAAUAAUUAGUUCCCAAGUGAUCGAAUCACUGACCCCGGGCCGAUUCAUCGCGGCCCUUAUUCUCCUCACCAUCAGCUCCUUCGUCGUCGACUUCGCACGGAAGCCCCUCUAUUCGAAGGCGCUUCCUCGAGUUGGGCCAGGCGGUAGCUUUCUAGGGACACUCAAGAGCUGGGCCUACUUCCUAACCCGUUAUCACACCUGGGUCGCAGAGGGCUACGAGAAGUACUCCAAACAAGGACGCGCCUUCGUGGUUCCCUCUGCCCCUUACCGCCCACAGGAGAUUGUCAUACCCCGUUCACAGGCAGCAUGGAUGCUCGAGCAACCCGACCGCGUGCUAUCGACCAAGGAAGCGCAUCGGGACACCCUGCACAACGACUACCAGUUCUUCGGGGUGGAUGACGAGUUCCCUAUCCGGACUAUCCACAAGCACCUUGCACGCAACAUCGCCUCUCUUAUACCCGCCGUACAGGAGGAAGUCCACGCCGCGAUUGACGAUACUUUUGGGAAGGAUGUUGAGAACUGGACAUCUCUCAAUCUAUGGGAAGCUUGGUUAGGAAUCAUCCCGCGGGUGACCAACCGAAUCCUUGUCGGCGCCCCGUUGUGCAGGAAUCAGGAGUUCCUCGACUGUCAAGUCGGUUUCGCCAAUGAUGUGGUGCGCAACGGUUUCCUGCUGGACAUGGUCCCGCACAUCUUCCAGCCGCUUGUCGCCCCGUUUAUUGUUCUUCCCAAUUGGUGGCACUGGCGCAAAUCCUACUCCCAUGCUAGGCCCGUGAUCGAACAACGGCUGUACGACUUGGAGCGUCAGGAGUCGGGCGACGACCCGGCCGGCGACGAUUGGAAGGCGCCGGAGGACAUGCUAACUUGGCUGAUCCGGCAAGCCAAAGCGGAGGGUCUCACCAGCGAACUUAACCCGGAGAUGCUUUCCAAGAGAAUCCUCCCCGUGGAGUUCGCGGCGAUACAUACGACAGUCACGACGGGCUUCAACCUGAUCCUCGAUCUGCUGUCGUCGGACCCUUCGCUGGGAUACAUCGACACCAUCCGAGAGGAAACGUCCCGCGUCUUCGCCGAAGAGAACGGCGCCUGGACCAAGCAGGGUCUCGCCCGCCUCCACCGCACCGACAGCGCCAUCAAGGAGAGCAUGCGCUUCAGCCACUUUGCCAGAGCGCUCACACACCGCAAGGUGGUCGCUCCCGAGGGCGUGACGAACCCGGUCGAGGGGUGGCAUGCGCCGUACGGAGCGUUCCUGAUGCUGGAUCUGGCGGGGACGCACCGCGACCCGGAGCUGUACCCGGAGCCGGACAAGUACGAUGCCUGGCGGUUCUCGCGCCAGAGAGAGGCCUACGAGGCGAAGUCGGCCGAGGAGAAGGGCGAUGCCGAAGAGGCGAUGCGGGUCAAGAAGUUGGGCAUGGUUACCACGAGCGCGGAGUUUUUGGCCUUCAGCCACGGCAGGCACGCCUGCCCCGGGAGGUUCUUCGUUGCACACGAACUCAAGAUGAUCUUGGCCUAUUUGGUGCAGAACUAUGAGUUCAAACCGUUGGCCGAGAGGCCGAAGUCGAUAUGGAUUGGGUCGAGUUUCAUUCCUGAAGUACAGGCGAGGAUCGAAGUGCGGAGGCGGAAGAGGCGUGUAUGAUCCCCUCUCUGACUGCACCGAGUAGGCCAACUUGACGACUAAACU
This is a messenger RNA of Thermothelomyces thermophilus ATCC 42464, 1889 nucleotides long. RefSeq lists its product as uncharacterized. Lineage: Eukaryota; Fungi; Ascomycota; Sordariomycetes; Sordariales; Chaetomiaceae. The record is from RefSeq and is a predicted model, not a curated record. The coding region runs from base 207 to 1844 and encodes 545 amino acids. The transcript is spliced from 3 exons. Gene Ontology annotation, molecular function: oxidoreductase activity, acting on paired donors, with incorporation or reduction of molecular oxygen; monooxygenase activity; heme binding.